UUCGUGACCUCAUCCGAGAGUACCACGACGUUUUCCCAUCGUCGUUCUCGUACGCCGGCAUCCCACCGAUGCGUGACGUCGAGCACUCCAUUCAGCUCGUGCCUGACUAUCGUGUUCACCACCAGGCACCCUACAGACUCUCGAUUCCCGAGGCCACCGAACUCAAGCGUCAGCUUGAGGAGCUCCUGAGACAGGGUUUCAUUAAACCCAGCAACUCCCCGUGGGGUGCACCCGUCCUCUUUGCUCGCAAAGCGGAUGGAACUCUUCGUCUCUGCAUCGAUUACCGCAGCCUUAACCGCUACACGGUUAAGAACAGCUACCCCAUGCCUCGUUCCGAUGAGCUGUUUGACCGUCUAGCAGGCAACCGCUUCUUUACGAAGAUUGAUCUUCGUAGCGGUCACCCCGAAGGUCCGUUUUGGGAGCGGCUAUGGCGGACUCAGAGAGAGAUGGAGCUAGGGUUCAUUUUCCAGAACCACUUCCGUGAGCACCCAGGCUUCACCGCGGAGGACGCAAGGGAUCACGUCGAUAGAUGUGGCUUGCCGGCGUUUUGGUUUCACAAUGUGUCUGAACUGUUGCGCAUUAUUUGGCUGAACUUGUCAACCCUAUCGGUGAAAUCCUGCGAGUCUAACGAUGAAGAUCCUGUGAGAAUGAACCGGGGGCAGCUGACUAUGUCACUGGAGGCUCUUUAUGAGCUAUCACGGUUCCGGAAUACAGACCUAGGGCAUGGGAUGGCGGAAGUCAUUCAAGACAUACCCCAGGCAAAUCGGUUCGCCAUAGAUGUCGACUGCGGUCGAGAUCUGGGCACACCACUGGGGUAUCUGGUUCUCAGACGUGUGCUGCACUGGACGACUUACCCCUUAUGCGCCAAAGAGGUCCGACUCGCUGCAUUCAUCGCGGGGCGACUGGCUUCGGGCCUUGCUGUGCUCCCAUGGCAGCCCUGGCGAAACCAGACGGAUGCCGAUCAGGACAUGAGACGGUUUUACACCCACUCGGGAUAUGAACUGGUCGAGGACUUGUUCAAUCUAUUGGAUGGGUGUGCAGAAGAAGGGGAGGAAGAGACAGAGGCAGAGGCAGAGGUAGAGGAAGAGGAAGACAAUGACAAGCUCCGUCUCCAAGAGACGGCCCUUGGCGCAAUCUGUUCUUUCGCACAGGCUGCUAGCGAGUUAAAUGCCCGUAUAGGUUGGUUGGAGAUGGAGCGUCCUCCACCGAGCAGAUUUUGCAAUGCUUUCUCCACUCUAGGGCCAGGGGAUUGGCCAUUGCAGACGCCCAUACCCAACUUCGGCCGACCGGAGGUCCGGGCCUUCAUCGGCAAGAUAGCGUCUCAGCUGAAUUCCAGCCGAACGCAGAGACUUCUACUGGAGUUUCUGGAAGUCGGAAAGCGGAAGCCGUCUUUCGAGAAGCUCUUGGCGGACUCUCAUCCGGAUCUUCGCCUACCUGUUCAGCCCGAGGAUGGUCUACUGGCAUCGGUUCGAAAUGAGGCUACAAGAGUUUCCCCCCUCUCUCUGCUCACUGCCGCCUCCACUCCCUCAUCCAUGCGCGAUACAUCUUCCUCUGAAGGGAUUGAUGAUUCACUGCUGCGAGAAGAAAGAGAAAUCAGGUCUCUCCGCUUUCUCGAAGCUGCACGUGGUCAAGAUCUGCAUCUGUCAGGACUUCAGAUACAUGGAUGUGGAGCUCGCAGAGCUUCUGGUUCACACUGUGAUGCCUCCGCAGUUGGGCUAGCUGCCGAUGUGCUAGAAGUGUUGCUCUCGGACCAGCUUUGGAAAGCAUCAGUCAACACAAUGGGCUCGCUGACCAGACCAGUUCUGGCCAACAUUCAGGACUGCAAGGAGGUUAUCUCGUAUAUGUGCUGGGAAGCCCUUCAAUUCUGCAGAUGUGUACUCGUGCAGUUGCGUGUCCAAAGAGCGACAGCGAAGGACGGGUGGUUAAAGAGAUAUUGGGCUAUUUUCCACCUAUGGAUGGUUGAACCGUGUGGUAAUCCUGCGUGGAGGCCACCUUGUACAUUCGGAGAGACUGUUCACAACGAGUGUCACAGGGACGACACGUUAGGGAUGGAGGAUUUGGAGGAAGCUGUUCAUACUUUUCUCCUUCUUCGAAGUGUGACUCGCAUCCUUCGACUGCUUGUUUGUCACGAGGGAAUGACGGAGGAGACCCUAUCCCAUCUAUCUUCCGAAUUCUGGUCGCUGCCCGUCCUGCGACGACGACUCCUGAUUCUUCGAUAUCCCCCGGACAGUCUUAAGCUGCCGACUCAACUGGGACUAGAUGCAUUGUCUGCCAGAUGCAUGGCCGAGAUCAGGUCGAAUAGUGCCGCCGUGAUCGCGACGCUGCUUAGGCUAAUGGUUCCCAAUCAUGUAGCUGGACUGGAGCCAUUCCUGGAAGCUUACUGGGCACAGCUUCGGGAGUGGCAACAGCAGAGGAAGUCAAAAGGUGGUCCCGGUUCCGACUUCAACGGCUUACUCCGAGUCAUGCACCAACAUUCGGACCUUUUCCAGCACCCGGAGCAGCGGACAAUUCAGCGAACAUGGACUGCCCAGAAGACUUUGAGGUCAGUCCCGAAAAAGCAAGUUCUGGAGCAGCUGUUAAGCUAAGGCUAACGAUGCGGGGUCCUGAUGAUUGCCGCACUGUUUAUUGUCACAGGAAGUUUGGAUAAGCAUCGGUGUCCCAGGAGC
This is a messenger RNA of Chara braunii, 2666 nucleotides long. NCBI's taxonomy places the organism in Eukaryota, Viridiplantae, Streptophyta, Charophyceae, Charales, Characeae. The record is from the annotation of a GenBank genome assembly.